UGGUGGUAUAAAUUCGAGCCUCUCGCCGCCUGCAGCGCGCUCUCCUCUCGUCUGUGUUUGUUGGGGUAGUGAGAUCAAAGCUGAGUUAGACUGAAGAUGGCUGCAGGCAAGGCUCAAAUUGGAAAGCUGGCCCCAGACUUCACAGCCAAGGCGGUGAUGCCAGACGGACAGUUCAACGACCUGAAGCUGUCUGACUACAGAGGGAAAUAUCUUGUCUUUUUCUUCUAUCCACUGGACUUCACCUUUGUGUGUCCAACUGAGAUCAUCGCUUUCAGUGAUGCUGCCGACGGCUUCCGAAAUAUCGGCUGUGAGGUCAUCGCCGCUUCUGUCGACUCACACUUCUCCCAUUUCGCAUGGACCAACACGCCACGGAAGCAGGGCGGUCUGGGUGCCAUGAAGAUUCCCCUGGUAUCUGACAUACGGCGCACCAUCUCCACCGAUUAUGGUGUCCUGAAGGAGGAUGAGGGCAUUGCUUACAGGGGUCUGUUCAUCAUUGACGACAAGGGCAUCCUGAGACAGAUCACCAUCAACGACCUCCCAGUUGGACGCUCAGUUGAGGAGACCAUGCGUUUGGUCCAAGCCUUUCAGUUCACUGACAAGCAUGGAGAAGUGUGUCCAGCCGGCUGGAAGCCAGGAAGUGACACCAUCAAACCUGACGUCCAGAAGAGCAAAGACUUCUUCGCCAAGCAGUAAUAAAGCCAAGCCCAGAGUCUGCAGCUUGCUGUAGGAGAUUUAAUUUAGAGAUUACAUUUCCAGAGAACAUUAUUUAAGUCCGCCGCCAUGCCUGUGGAGGACCCGUUAGAAGACAGUUUUUGUGGGUGUUCUGUUGUGUGUAGAGUGAACAGUGCACUUAUGACCAAAUAAUAUCAUUGUGUAAUUAUGUAGUGGUAAAGUAUGCUGUUUUCACUGUCAGACUGAGCUAAAUGUCUGCUUGUUCGUUCCUGUCAUUCCUUACUAAUGUUAGAUGUUAACAGUUUUAUUGGAAUGAGGCCACAAGCGCCUCUAAAUUAUAUUGUACCUUUUUUUUAUUUUUUUUUACAGUGAACAACAUGUGUUCUUUCAUCUAAAUAAAAUGUAUAACACUCUCCUAAAGGAA
Cottoperca gobio is the source of this 1096-nucleotide messenger RNA. RefSeq names its product peroxiredoxin 1 (gene prdx1). Gene Ontology annotation, molecular function: thioredoxin peroxidase activity. Bases 97 to 693 code for a protein of 198 amino acids. NCBI's taxonomy places the organism in Eukaryota, Metazoa, Chordata, Actinopteri, Perciformes, Bovichtidae. The record is from RefSeq and is a predicted model, not a curated record. Gene Ontology annotation, cellular component: cytosol. The transcript has 6 exons. Gene Ontology annotation, biological process: removal of superoxide radicals; cellular response to stress; response to oxidative stress.